UCACACCGUAAAGGUGCCAUGUUGGGCUCCUGCCGCCACAAACCUCUCUGACCGAGUAAAACAAUACUUUCUUGGUGGAUCACAUCAGCUUUUACAAACUGACUUAAUUAAUCUAGGCUUAGAUAGGUACAAAUUACAUACAGAGUCAAAAGGCAACAUAUUUUUACAAAUAGACAUUAUCUUAAGAAACUUUAGCCAAUUUGGAAUAGAGUAUAAGUAAAAAUGAAGGUUAUUACUUACCUUGGGUUUACACUGCUCUCCAUACUAAUACAGUUUAGUGUUAUGGAUUAUAUCCAAGAAAGACUACAGCCGGACGAAAAACCACUGAUUUCUAACAUUACAAGCAAUAGGAAACAGUUCGGAGAUAUACUGCAAGAAUACUCUAAGAAACCCCAUGCACUAUAUUACCGUACUCUGAACCAAUUACAAGAAUACAAAAACCUAACAUCUACCACAAAAAAUUAUGAUAAUGCUACUUUAAAUAGUAGCACAUUUGAGACAACCACAGAUACUUUAAGCACUACAUUUGAAGACCUGUUUGAUGAAAGUUCUUCCAUGUCAGAUGUUGAAACUACAACAGAUUCUUUUUACACCAGCACGGAAAUUGAGAAUGUGACAGAGUUUACAUUAUUUGAAAAGAAAAAUAAAACAAUGAAUAAACCAAAUUCUAGUCCAAAGAGGAGUUUUACCAAAGACAUGUGUCAUUGCAAUCUCUUGUUUAACGUGUGUGAUAUUAAUUGCUGCUGUGACAGUGAUUGUUCUGAGACAGACAUUAAUUUGUUUGAGAAUUGUGACAAGGGGGCUUUGGAUGGAAAACGAAAUGAUGUAUGCUAUCCUCAAUUUGGUAUUAAACCGCAAACAAGUAACAUUAUUGGUAACUUGUUUUGCAUAGCAAAAACAAAUUUACCUGAGAAGCGGAAUGUUAAUAAGUAUGACAUAGAAUUCGCUACUAGAACUAUGGACAUGACUUUAAAAUGGCAAAAAACAAAAACACAAAAGGAUAAUAUAGAAUUUACUAAGAAACUUUAUCAAUCUGGUGAUCCAAUAUGGCUACUGAAAAACGGUUCGAUCGGUUAUUUAGAUGUAUCAGUUCCGGAAGUAAACCACUAUUGUACAGGUAGAAAAAUAAUUAAAUUCUUAAAAGAUGAAAUAAUUCAAUGCAAUGUUAAAAUAACGCACUUGGAAAUGAUACAACUUUAUAAAACCAUUGAAGAAACUACUGUUAUCAGUGUUAUAGAUCGCACUUUGAACACUUCAAUCUUGAAUUGUUCUAAUGUUCAUUGCACCAAUUGGACAGUCAUUAUUUGCAAUGAUACAUCAUGCAUAAAUUAUAACAAAUCUACACACGAGCCAUUCUGCACUGAUAGUCAAUGCACUCAUAUUGCACUGAAAAUUGACUACAUGUUUUACUAUCAUAAUUUAAAGAUUGUUAACGCUACAGUCAAAUUAUUCACUCAAAACGUGUCAAUGAAUGUACCUCUGAUGAUUCAAGACAUAAGUGUGCGUUUUUACCUAGCAAACACAUCCAUUGAACAAGCCGUACAAUUUAGUGGCAAUCCAGGCUACAUCCGCAAUCGUCCAGUCAUUGUGUCACGCAUUGAAAGCAAUCACACUGAUAACUUUUUCAACAGUAGUUCAAUGCAGAACCAUUUUAUACUGCCUGUUAAUGAAAACGGAAAAUGUACCCUAUCUAAUACAGCGAAAGAUGAAUUGAAAUUCGGCUCAAAUAAGAGAACUAAAUGCCGAUUGUAUUUGGAACAUAAGUUUUUCUCCUAUAAUGGCACACACGCAUGUAGAAUGAUUCAUGCCAGUAUUCUAGAAUAUUUAGGAUUUAAUUAUACAUCAUUUGUUUCGCCAUAUGGCAAUCCACGUGGACAAGAAGACGGCCAGUGGAUUCCACUACAAGUGCAGGCGAUUGAAAAAGACGCCAUUGUCGGUGAAUUUCUUGAUGGAAAAUCAACUUUAGAAUGUCGCAAUAUAGUGACAGCUGUGUCUUUAAUGUUUACAUAUGCUGACCUAAGUGCGACGAAUGAUAAAAUUGAAAAUAAAAUUCUUACUGCAACUGUACAAAUGACAGAGCGAAAUAUUAGUUUGCAAGUGGAUGAUUUCACCACUGUGUUGACUGUGGAUGUGACCUUUAUUGACGUCACUAAACCACCUGUGUACGAGUUUGCUGGAAGCCCAGAUUUCAAUAUUCAUUUACCUGCAGAUUUUUUCUUCCCAUUUCCAAAUAAAGCUUUCGUUAAUAGAUGCAAUUCAAUGCAAUUUAUGUACAUCUGUGGAGUGAUGUUUAUCGCAAUAAAAUAACUUUAAAUAAUAA
Messenger RNA from Cydia fagiglandana, 2320 nucleotides. RefSeq names its product tectonic-1. NCBI's taxonomy places the organism in Eukaryota, Metazoa, Arthropoda, Insecta, Lepidoptera, Tortricidae. The record is from RefSeq and is a predicted model, not a curated record. Bases 223 to 2307 code for a protein of 694 amino acids. The transcript has 6 exons. Gene Ontology annotation, biological process: cilium assembly. Gene Ontology annotation, cellular component: ciliary transition zone.